CCGAGGAGCUCGGGAGGAGCGCGCACUCCAGUCUGUUCCCCUGUCGGCCGAGAUGGUUGAGUCCUGUCCCCUCGUCUCCGGCGCAAAAUCAGCCUAACGCUCCUUCUAACCAGCGGCGAGUUGAGUUCAGGACGCUCCGACAUGACCGCGGCUCGCAGGGACGCACCGACCGCAGGAUUUGUACUGCUUCCAGACGCGGGAGGAGGAUGCGCCCGGUGCGCCAAAACAGCCGGGAUCAAAGGCGGAUUAGUCAUUUGGAACGUCAUGUUUUCUUUGAUGUGCACACGGGCGCACGGUUUUAUUUAUACAUGUGGCGGGACGUUAAAAGGAAAGAAUGGGACGAUAGAAAGCCCCGGAUUUCCACAAGGAUACCCAAACGGAGCGAACUGUACCUGGGUAAUUGUAGCCGAGGAACGGAACAGAAUUCAUAUAGUUUUUCAAUCCUUCGCCGUGGAGGAGGAAUAUGACUUUCUGUCUUUAUACGACGGGCACCCUCACCCAGCCAACUUCAGAACGAGGUUAACGGGGUUCCAGGUGCCUGCUCCGGUCACCAGUACUGGCUCGGUUUUUUCCUUGAGACUCACCAGUGACUUCGCCGUCAGCGCCCAUGGAUUUAAGAUCUAUUAUGAAGAGCUACAGAGCAGUUCCUGUGGAAACCCCGGAGUUCCUGCUAAAGGGAUCCUGAACGGCACAAGAUUUAACGUGGGGGACAGGAUCCAGUACCGGUGUGUACCCGGGUACACACUGGACGGUCACGCCCAGCUGACCUGUGUCUCCAGCACGUCAAACGUAGCUGCGUGGGACUUUCCGGUCCCCAUCUGCAGAGCUGAGGAUACAUGUGGAGGAACCUUCCGGGGUUCCAGCGGCGUGAUCUCCAGCUCUGAUUUCCAAAACGACUACAAGAGCAGCGGUGAGUGCACAUGGACCAUCGUGGCUGAUCCCGGCGACACCAUCUCGCUCGUCUUCACCGACUUCCACAUGGACAACAAGUUCGACUACCUGGAAGUGGAAGGAUCAGAACCUCCGUCUAUAUGGUUGUCUGGGACGAAUAUUCCAGUGCCCAUAGUCAGCAACAAAAACUGGCUCCGGCUGCAUUUCGUGACCGAUAAAAGUCAUCGACAUAAAGGAUUUAGUGCUCAGUAUCAAGUGAAACGGUCUGGAGACUUCAAAUCAAGAGGAGUGAAACUGCUGCCGGGGAAAGACAACACCAGCAAGUACGCUAUAAUGAACGAGGGGGGUGUAAAGCAGGUAUCUAACGACUGUCCGGACCCCGGCGAGCCGGAGAACAGCAGGCGUCUGGGAGACAAUUUCAGCAUCGGGGCCACCGUGGGCUUCACCUGCGAUGGGGAUUACGUGCUGCAGGGUGCCAAGAGCAUCACCUGCCAGAGGGUGGCAGAAGUGUUUGUUGCGUGGAGCGACCACCGGCCUGUUUGUAAAGUUAAAACAUGUGGAUCGAAUCUCUACGGUCCUUCAGGUACCUUCACCUCUCCCAACUUCCCCAUCCAGUACGAGAGCAACUCACAGUGUGUGUGGAUAAUCACCGCCAGUAACCCCAACAAGGUGAUCCAGAUCAACUUUGAGGAGUUCGACCUGGAGCUGGGAUACGACACGCUGACGAUAGGCGACGGCGGAGAGGUUGGCGACUCCAGAACCAUCAUCCAAGUUUUGACAGGCAGCUUCGUUCCUGACCUGAUCGUCAGCAUGACCCAUCAGAUGUGGCUCCAUCUGCAGUCGGACGAGAGCGUCGGAUCCAUCGGCUUCAAAAUCAACUACAAAGAGAUCGACAAGGAGAGCUGCGGCGACCCCGGCAUCCCUCUGUACGGCUUCCGCGAGGGGGCGGGCUUCUCCAACGGCGACGUGCUCCGCUUCGAGUGCCAGUUCGGAUUCGAGCUGAUCGGCGAGAGGAGCAUCUCCUGCCAGAAUAACAAUCAGUGGUCGGCCAACAUCCCCAUCUGUAUCUUCCCGUGCCUGUCCAACUUCACGGCGGCCUCAGGGACGGUCCUCUCCCCGGAUUACCCAGAAGGCUACGGCAACAACCUGAACUGCGUGUGGCUGAUCAUCGCCGAGCCGGGCAGCCGCAUUCACCUAGCCUUCAACGACUUCGACCUGGAGCCGCCGUACGACUUCCUGACGGUCCGGGACGGCGAGAUGCUGGGGCGCUUCACGGGCGCCGAGGUGCCCUCGCAUCUCACCAGCAACUCCAACGUCCUGCAGCUGGAGUUCCAGGCUGACCACUCCAUGUCCGGCAGGGGUUUCAACAUCUCCUAUAGCACUUUCGGACACAACGAAUGCCCAGACCCCGGCGUCCCCUUAAACGCGAAACGCUUCGGUAACAGUUUCCAGCUCGGCAGCUCCAUAUCCGUGGUGUGUGACGAAGGCUUCAUAAAGACUCAAGGCUCGGACACCAUCACGUGCAAGCUGGAGGAGGGGGGCGUGAUGUGGAGCGGCUUAAUCCCCAAGUGUGAAGCUCCGUGCGGUGGGCAUUUCACUGCCCCGGUGGGGGUGAUCCUCUCCCCAGGGUGGCCCGGUUAUUAUAAAGACUCUCUGAGCUGUGAGUGGGUGAUUGAAGCCGAGCCAGGAAACUCCAUCAAGCUCAAUUUCGACAGAUUCCAGACUGAACUCAACUACGAUUUCCUGGAGAUCCACGACGGGCCGAACCUGCUCUCUCCGCUCAUCGCUUCCCUGAACGGGACCCAAGUUCCUCAGUUCCUGUUCAGCAGUGGGAACUUCCUGUACCUGCUCUUCACUACAGACAGCAGUCGAUCCAACAGCGGCUUCAAGCUCUUCUAUGAGCGCGUCACGCUGGACACACACUCCUGUCUAGAUCCCGGCGUACCGGUGAAAGGAGAGCGUUACGGUCAGGAUCUGUCCAUCGGCUCGGUGCUGACCUUCUCCUGCGAGCCGGGCUACCGGCUGAGUCACGAUGAGCCUCUGAUUUGCGAGAGGAACCACUGGUGGAGCCACCCUCUGCCUACCUGUGAUGCUUUGUGUGGCGGCGAUGUGAAAGGACCUGACGGCGUCAUCCUGUCUCCUGGGUUUCCAGAGCUUUACCCCAACUCAUUAAACUGUACAUGGACCAUUGAGGUUUCUCACGGCAAAGGCGUUCAGUUCACAUUUCACGCUUUCCACCUGGAGGACCACCAUGAUUACCUGCUGGUGACGGAAAAUGGCAGCUUCGCUCAGCCUAUGGCUCGCCUCACGGGCUCUCAGAGACCCCUGGACCUCAACGCCGGCCUGUACGGCAACUUCAGGGCUCAGCUGCGCUUCAUCUCUGACUUCUCCAUUUCCUUUCACGGCUUUAACAUCUCCUUCUCAGAGUACGAUCUGGAGCCCUGCGAGGACCCGGGCACGCCGCGAUUUGGCGACCACAGUGGCAGCAGCUUCAACGUGGGCGACGCUGUGUCAUUCUGGUGCCAGCCAGGCUAUCGGCUGCAGGGCCCGCAGGGCAUCACCUGCCUGGGUGGCGGACGGCGCACGUGGAGCGCCCCUCUGCCAAGGUGUGUGGCUGAAUGUGGAUCGACGGUUUCCCAGAACAGAGGCGUCCUGCUGUCUCCGAACUACCCCAUGAAUUACGGGAACAAUCACGAGUGCAUUUAUAACAUUCAAGUUCAGACGGGAAAAGGCAUCAACGUCACAGCCAGCAGCUUCCGUCUGGCUCAAGGUGACGUGCUGAAGGUUUAUGACGGACCAGAUAACACGGCUGAUGUUAUUGGAGCGUUCUCCAGUUCCUCCAUGCUUGGAGUCACGCUGAGCAGCACCUCUAACCACCUGUGGCUGGAAUUCUACUCUGAUCAAGCGGACACGGCCGAGGGAUUCAAUCUCAACUACAGCAGUUUCGAGCUCUCCCACUGUGAUGAACCCGGUGUGCCUCAGUUUGGCUCUAAAGUGAGUGACCAGGGUCACUUUGCGGGCAGCGCUGUCACGUUCCACUGUGACCCCGGUUACACUCUUCACGGCAGCCCGGAGCUCAGGUGUAUGACGGGUGAGAGACGAACGUGGGACCACCAGCUGCCCUCCUGCAUAGCCGAGUGUGGUGGAAGUUUCAGAGGUGAAUCUUCUGGAAGGAUUUUAUCUCCCGGAUACCCGUUCCCUUACGACAACAACCUCCGCUGCACGUGGAGCAUCGAGGUGGACUCAGGGAACACCGUCAGCCUGCAGUUUUUAGCUUUCGACACAGAAGCGUCUCACGACAUCCUGAAGGUCUGGGACGGCCAACCCGAGAACGAGAUGCUGCUGAGGGAAGUGAGCGGUUCGCUGUUGCCUGAUGGGAUACACAGCACUCUGAACAUCGUGACCAUCCAGUUCGAGACCGAUUUCUACAUCAGCAAGUCUGGAUUUGCCAUCGACUUCUCCAGUUCGGUGGCGACCGCGUGCAGGGACCCGGGCACCCCCAUGAACGGCACCCGGAGCGGCGAGGGCAAGGAGCCCGGUGACACCAUGACUUUCGUGUGCGACCCAGGCUACGAACUGCAGGGCAAGUCCCGAAUCACCUGCGUUCAAGUGGAUAACCGCUACUACUGGCAGCCGAGCCCCCCCACCUGCAUCGCUCCAUGUGGGGGCAACAUCACCGGCUCAUCUGGAUUCAUCCUCUCACCAAACUUUCCUCACCCGUACCCACACAGCAAGGACUGCGACUGGUUCAUCACAGUGCACACGGAUUAUGUUAUCUCACUGGCGUUCAUCAGCUUUAGCAUCGAGCCCAACUACGACUUCCUGUACAUCUACGAUGGGCCUCACACCAACAGCCAUCUGAUUGGGACUUUUCAAGACAGCAAGCUGCCUGAGAAGAUCGAGAGCAGCUCCAACAUCAUGCACAUCGCCUUUCGUAGCGACGGAUCGGUCAGCUACACCGGCUUCCACCUGGAGUACAAAGCCAAACUGAGGGAGGCUUGUUUUGAUCCGGGCAGCGUGAUGAAUGGAUCUCGACUGGGCAACGACUACAAACUGGGCUCUAGUUUGACAUUUCACUGUGAGCCAGGCUACCAGCUGCAGGGCUACUCCACCCUCACCUGCGUGAUGGGCAUGACCAACCGACCUGAGUGGAACAGAGCGCUGCCCAGCUGCCAGGCUCCAUGUGGAAGCAGAUCGACGGCAUCCGAGGGUACGGUGCUCUCCCCCAACUACCCUCGCAACUACACCGAAGGCCAGACGUGCCUGUACGAGAUCUCCGUCCCGGGCGAGUUCGUCCUGUUCGGCCAGUUUAUGUUCUUUCAGACCACCUCCAGUGACGUGGUGGACAUCUACGAUGGUCCUUCUUCUGACUCGCCUCUCCUGACCACCAUCUACGGUUCACACUCAGGGGAGCCGCUGCCUCUGAGCUCAGGUAACGAAAUCAGCAUUAAGUUCACUGCAGAGGGGCCCAACACUGCCAAGGGCUUCCAUUUCGUCUAUCAAGCUGUUCCCAGGACCAGCGCCUCUCAGUGCAGUUCGGUCCCCGAGCCGCGCUACGGAAAGCGGAUUGGAAGUGAUUUCGGACUCGGCGCCGUGGUCCUGUUCGAGUGCAACCCGGGCUACAUACUGCAUGGUGCCAUCGCCAUCCGGUGCGAGUCGGUGCCCAACAGCCUCGCCCAGUGGAACGGCACCGUGCCGACAUGCUCAGUUCCCUGUGGUGGGAUUCUGACGGCGCGCAGAGGUACCAUCCUGUCUCCGGGUUACCCCGAACCCUACGAUAAUCACCUCAACUGUGUCUGGAAGGUCUUUGUGCCGGAAGGAGCUGGAAUCCAAAUCACCGUCAUCACUUUUUCCACUGAGCACAACUGGGACUCGCUGGAUUUCUAUGAUGGAGUGGACAGCACCGCACCGAGACUCGGCAGCUAUUCAGGAAUCACCAUCCCUCAACUUCUAAACAGCACGUCCAACAACCUGUACCUGACCUUUCAGACGGAUAUGAGCGUUUCAGGGGCGGGAUUUCAUCUGGAGUAUGCAGCAAUAGGUUUGGACUCCUGCCCAGAGCCUCAGACCCCCAGCAAUGGUGUUAAAGUUGGUGACCGCUACAUUGUGGGUGAUGUGGUUUCCUUCCAGUGUGAUCAAGGCUACUCACUGAAGGGUAGCGCAUAUAUAACAUGCAUGCCGGGGCCUGUCAGACGAUGGAACCAUCCAGCACCUCUGUGCCUGGCUGAGUGUGGUGGAUCUCUGUCGGAGAUGAGCGGGGUCAUUCUGAGUCCCAGCUUUCCUGGAAAUUACCCCAGUGGGCUUGAUUGCACCUGGACAGUUAAACUCCUCGUUGGUUUCGGGAUUCACCUGCAGUUCCUGAACUUCUCCACCGAAGCUGUACACGACUACCUGGAGGUUCGGAGUGGGAGUUCCGAUUCGGGUACAGUGAUAGACAGGUUCAGCGGUGCACUUGUUCCGGAGUCGUUAUUCAGCACGACCCAUGAAACGAGCUUCAUCUUCCACAGUGAUUACUCACAGAACAAAGCUGGAUUCCACAUCGUCUACAAUGCCUACGAGCUUCAGAGAUGUCCGGACCCGAGGCCCUUCAGGAACGGUCAGGUGAUGGGCACUGACUUCGGUGUAGGCAUGACCAUCUGGUUCCAGUGUGAGCCGGGAUAUACGCUGCUGGGCCAGGCCUCGCUCACCUGCCUGCAUGGAGUCAGCAGGAACUGGAACCACCCGGUUCCUCGCUGUGAAGCACUUUGCGGAGGCAAUCUCACUGCUUUGGAGGGCACCAUCUAUUCUCCAGGUCACCCGGACGAUUACCCCAACCUGAAGGACUGCGCGUGGACCAUCAGGGUGCCGCCGGGCAACGGCAUUCACAUCAACUUCACCGUCCUGAACACUGAGCCCAUCUACGACUACAUCACUGUGUGGGAUGGACCAGACCAGGCCUCGCCUCAGAUCGGUCAGUUCAGCGGCAGCUCGGUUCAGGAUGCCGUGUCCAGCACAUCCAACCACGUCCUGCUCAAGUUCCACAGUGACUUCAGCACCAGUGGAUUUUUCGUUUUGUGUUACCAUGCCUACCAGCUCCGCGUGUGCCAGCCCCCUCCACCUGUCGCCAACGCCGAGAUUCUCACCGACGACGGCGAGCUGGAAAUCGGAGACAUCAUCAGGUACCGCUGCCUUCCUGGCUUCACAUUGGUGGGCAGUGAGAUCCUGACUUGCAGGCUGGGCGAGAGGUUGCAGAUGGAUGGCACUCCACCGGUGUGCCAAGUGCAAUGUCCAGAUAACGAGGUGCUGUUUGACUCGAUGGGUGUGAUUCUGAGUCCAGGUUUUCCAGAUAAUUACCCCAACCUGCAGAUGUGCUCGUGGAUGAUUAGUGUGGAGAAGGGUUACAACCUCACCCUGCACUUCCAGCUCUUUCAAACCGAGAAGGAGUUCGACAUCCUCGAGAUCUUUGAUGGUCCUAACAUCUACAGCCCGAGCGUGGCGGUGCUGAGCGGAGAGCUGGCCGUGCCCUUCGCCCUGAGCACCGCGGGCCACCAGCUCCUCCUGCGCUGGUCGUCCGACCACGGCACCAACCGAAAGGGCUUCCGCAUCACGUACGUGGCAAUGUACUGCAGUACCCCAGAUUCUCCACAGCACGGGUUCGUGGUCAGCCAGACUGGCGGCCAUGCCAACAGCGUUGUUCGCUGGGCCUGUGACCGAGGGUACAGGCUUAUCGGGAAGAGCAUGGCCGUCUGCAAGAAGACUGACUUCGCAUUCCUGGCCUGGGACGCUUCCGUACCGGCAUGUCAAGCUGUGUCCUGUGGCAUGCCGGUGGCACCUCAGAACGGCGGUGUGUUGGCACCGGACUACUCGGCGGGAACUCGAGCUACUUACUUCUGCAACGAGGGCUUCAGGCUCUCGUCGAAAGAGGUGACCAGCACGGUGUGCCAGGCUGACGGCUCCUGGAGCAGCCAUAACAAGAUCCCACGCUGCACCGUCAUGGUGUGCCCGAGCAUCGGCUCCUUUACUCUGGACCACGGCAAGUGGAAGAUCAUCAACGGAUCACGCUAUGAAUACGGGACCAAGGUCUCCUUCAGUUGUAACCCUGGCUACUACCGCCUGGGCCCCGCCCACAUUCACUGCAUGUCCAACGGCACGUGGAGCUGGAGAAACGAGAGGCCGCGAUGCAAGAUUAUUUCUUGUGGGAUGCUGCCGACUCCUCCUAAUGGGAAGAAAAUUGGAACUCAAACGACCUUCGGAGCGACAGCCAUUUUCACCUGCGACGUCGGCUACAUUCUGGUUGGAUCCACGGUGCGCGAGUGCCUGUCGUCGGGGCUGUGGAGAGGCAUGGAGACCCGCUGCCUGGCCGGCCACUGUGGCGAACCCGAGCGGAUCGUCAACGGUCAGGUGAUCGGCGAGAAUUUCGGCUACAGAGACACAGUGGUGUACCAGUGCAAUCCAGGCUUCAGGCUCAUCGGAUCUUCUGUACGAAUCUGCCAGCAGGACCACAGCUGGUCAGGCCAACUGCCAUCCUGUGUGUCAAUAAGCUGUGGACACCCAGGCAGUCCGAUAUAUGGGCGGACGGUGGGUGACGGCUUUAACCUGGACGAUGUGGUCACCUUCCUGUGCAAUGACGGUUACCUCCUGGAGGGUCCAUCUCAAGCCCAGUGCCUGGCUGAUCGUCAGUGGAGCCAUCAGCCCCCAACCUGCAGAGUGGUCAACUGCACUGAUCCUGGUAUACCAGCCAACUCCAUACGCAAGAGUAAAAUUGAGUUUGGGAAUUUCACCUUCGGGACGGUGGUGUCGUACGACUGCAAUCCUGGUUAUUACCUGUUCGGGGCAUCGGUGCUGACCUGCCAGCCUGUGGGUUACUGGGAUCGGCCGUUACCGGAGUGUAUUGAGGUGGAAUGUGGUCACCCCGGCAUCCCGCCUCACGGACACCUGCUGGGAGAGAAGUUCACGUUCGGCUCUACAGUGCACUACACCUGCAUGGGGGGCCGACGGCUGAUCGGAGAUGCUGCACGUACCUGCCAGCUGACCAGCCACUGGAGUGGCUCCCUACCUCACUGCUCAGGUGAUGCCGCAGGUGAUUGUGGAGACCCGGGUACACCGGCCCACGCCACACGGGAAGAAGGCGCCUUUCAUCAGCGCGUUAAAGUUCGCUUCACCUGCUCCACGGGUCACACGCUGUUCGGCUCAGCUGAGCGAAUCUGCUUCCCCAACGGUACCUGGUCAGGAAAACAACCCACCUGCAAACCGGUUCAGUGCGGUAACCCCGGCAGUCCUGCUAAUGGUCGUGUCUCCAGAGUCAACUCCACCUCCUUCUCUCAUUCAGUCGUCUAUUCCUGCGCUGAUGGUUAUCGUCUCUCCGGCACACCCACCCGCGUCUGCCUGCCCAACGCUACCUGGUCGGGCUCCGAACCCAACUGCACCUUGAUUAGCUGUGGUGAUCCAGGCGUCCCGGCCAACGGGCUGCGCUUUGGCGAGGCCUUCACUGUUGGCCAGAAUGUCAGCUAUGCGUGCCAGCCAGGUUUCCUGAUGGAGAAUGCCAGCAGCAGCACCCGCACCUGCACCCACAAUGGAACUUGGAGUGGCACCUUACCCACCUGCCAAGCUGUGACGUGUUUCCCUCCUCCUAAACUCUCGAACGGUGAGGUGGAGGGAUCCGUGUUCCAGUGGGGGACCAGCGUGAGUUACCGCUGCCUGAGUGGGUACGAGCUCUCAUUCCCAGCAACACUCACCUGUGUGGGUCAAGGUUCCUGGAGUGGUGAUGUUCCACUGUGCAUGCCCAGGUUCUGCGGCGACCCGGGCGUCCCUGCUCAGGCCAGAAGAGAGGGCCAGAGUUUCAUUUUCAAGUCUGAGGUCCUAUACGCCUGCAGCGCCCCCUAUGUGCUGGUGGGAUUGUCUACACGCGUCUGCCAGGCCGACGGCACCUGGAGCGGCACGCAGCCCCGCUGUAUCGAAGCCACCAGGACGACUUGUGAAAACCCGGGCGCUCCUGAGUAUGGCUCUCUGAAUGCCAGCCUGGGAUUUAAGGUGGCCAGCAUGGUGCGCUUUCACUGUCAGACCGGGUAUCUGUUACUGGGCUCCACCACGCGGACGUGCCGGCCCGAUCUCACCUGGAGCGGCUCCCGGCCUGAAUGCAUACCCCAUGCGUGUAAGCAGCCACGGAGCCCGGCACAUGCCAGUGUGCUGGGGAUGGACGUGUCAUCGCUUGGCUACACGCUGGUCUACUCGUGCCAGCCUGGUUUCCUUCUCACAGGAGGAUCUGAACAUCGUGUGUGCAGGGCUGAUGGAUCCUGGAGCGGGAAAGUGCCUGUGUGCCGAAUUGGCUCAAAACCUGCAGAAAAGGCGACGGCGCCUGUUCAAGGGACGCCGAGUCCAAAAGCAAGCGUUCCCGAUGAUGUGUUCGCCCCGGCGUACGUCUGGAAGGGCUCGUUGGAGUACAAGGGUGCCAAGCAGCCGGUGACUCUGACAAUCACAAACUUCAACACCAGCAGUGGAAGAGUGAACGUCAGUCUGACCAACAGUAACACCGAGCUUUUACUGUCAGGAGUGUAUAAGAGCAGUGAAGCUCGUCUGACGCUGCAGCUCUACCAUACGAGAGCCCUGGUUCACAGGACCAACGUCAAGAUCACAGAAGAGACGUGGACCAUGGACGGCUUUGUUUCAGCUGAGCAUGAAGGAGGUCCGUACAUGUUCCAGGGCUUCAUACAGGGACGAGACUACGGGCAGUUCGGCCUGCAGAGACAAGGUCAGAACAUCACUGAGACCACGAAAAACCCAGAUGCUCCACCGGGGACAAACAGCAGCUCAGUGGCCGUCGCGAUUCUCGUACCUUUUUUCGCUCUGAUUUCUGCAGGGUUUGGAUUUUAUCUUUACAAACAGCGGAGGACGGAUAAAGCCGAGUUCACGGCCUGCUCAGCACACGAAAACAGCAACGGGCAGGCCACGUUCGAGAACCCCAUGUACAACACCAACACCAAGAGCAUCGAGGGCAAAGUGGUGCGCUUCGACCCCAGCCUCAACACCGUCUGCACCAUGGUUUGACUGGACCUGAAUCUGACCAGAUUAGAUGUAUUUUUAUUGUGUGUUAGGUUGAAAAUGACCUGCUGUAGGUCAGACAGAUUUACGGAAAGACUUAAGCACAGUUCGAGGAGUCAAUACUCACAUAAAUCAGACACUUUCAUCUCGGCGUGGCUUUCUGAUGGAAGGUGGAGGACCUUCUUCACGUUUUGAGUGGAGUGUUUUUAGGUUUUGAAACUCACUCUAAGAGUGUUGUUGGGUUUUCUUUAUUAUAUUUUCUUCUUAAGUUUGUCUGGGUGUUAUUUUGAAUCAGGAGAGGCAAUCUGUAGAACCUGGAGGGCUCCGGGUCUUCAUCAGCCUCUCUCAAUGCCUCGCACUUCUCUCUGUCGUUAUUACGUGUGUAUUGCUUUCUUCACAUGGCUUCACUCCUUUCACAUACUCACCUCCCUCCUGCAGAUCGUAUCGGAGAGCUUUUGAGGAUCAGGAGGGCUGCCUUCAUUCAUUGGCUGAUUUCUAAUCAGUUGUCUCGAAUAGCUCUGGGCACACAAGCGAACAUGUUGUCCACCAAAUAUUACACACAGAAUUACACUUUUUGAACCUGUGUGAUGUGUCACAUGAUAUGUCUUCACGUACUGAUAUAUACACACAACACUGCUGUAAUACCUGACCACAGUCCACUUGUGAAUCAUAUAGCAUCCAUCACGAUCUCCCUUUACGUCUGUUCACACUCGGUGCUCAAGUGGUGCAGCCGUCUCAAGUUUGAAUCCAAAGCUGUGCUAUCAACCUGGCCCAGGAGCUUAAACAGGCACAAAAAAUUGGCUGUGCCUGAUAGAGGUCGAUCGACCGGGCUUUAUUGCCACUGUACAACUACGACCUCUCCUGUCUAGUCGAGACUCCUCCGCUAGUUGUCGUGUUUUUGCGGAGUUCAUAGAUCGUUUCUACGUAUGCUGUGCGUCUCUCUGCGAGGGCAUGUUGGCGACAGAACAUGUUUACGAGGGGCGUGUGGAACAAGCAGCAGGGGAACUGGCAAUAAUUAGAUCAGGAGAAAUAUGGACAGGGAUGAUUUCAAUUCAAUAAGUAAAAUAAAUCACAUGUAUUAAUAAAAACGAUUAUUUAUUUAGUAUUUGAAUUCGCAAGCCAGGAAUAGCUGAGGUCAGAGACUUCUCGAAGAGCCCUUGAAAAGCCCCUCAUUAGGCUGGUCGCUCCAGGAAUAGAUUUACCACGUUCCAGAUAUUUGGAGAUAAAAGAUCGCACUAUGGUUUGGUGGAGCCUUUAAGCCAUUUAAGUAUUAAUUCUUUCAAGACAAAUUGUACAAUUGUACAAACUUCUUUCUCUUCGCCGCUCAGGUGGCGCAGCGGUAAAGUACGCUAGCUCACCAGAGUUGGGGUUUCGAAUACAUCGUAUCGAACCUCAGCUCUGCCUCUCCAACUAGGCUGGGCGGCAGUAUGAACAACGAUUGGCUGUUGUUCAGGGUUAGAGGGUAAGUAAGUCGGAUCAUAGGUCCUCAUAACUGGUGCGACUGCGGCCCCUGCUGGCUGACUGAUGGCACCUGCACAGGGCUGAGGAAUAAUGCUGAUGGGGGUGUGGCCCUCCGUACUCAGUGCCCGUCAAGUGUAUGAACUCGACUCGUGCAGGUGAA
This is a messenger RNA of Trichomycterus rosablanca, 12529 nucleotides long. RefSeq names its product CUB and Sushi multiple domains 3a (gene csmd3a). Bases 142 to 10914 code for a protein of 3590 amino acids. The transcript has 70 exons. The record is from RefSeq and is a predicted model, not a curated record. NCBI's taxonomy places the organism in Eukaryota, Metazoa, Chordata, Actinopteri, Siluriformes, Trichomycteridae.